This is a messenger RNA of Cimex lectularius (bed bug), 888 nucleotides long. RefSeq lists its product as uncharacterized. Bases 103 to 873 code for a protein of 256 amino acids. The transcript has 4 exons. The record is from RefSeq and is a predicted model, not a curated record. Lineage: Eukaryota; Metazoa; Arthropoda; Insecta; Hemiptera; Cimicidae.
CAAAUAUUUUUAAAAUAGUCACUUCAGCCAGAUGUGGGUACAUCUGUUUAUUGAACAUUUCAGUUUAGAUAUACGUAAAGUUACAUCUCAGAUCUAGGUGGGAUGCGAUGUACUACUAGUGAUUUUAUCAAAAACCAAAUUGCGGACAAUUUUGGUAGAGUCGUGCUCAUUGAAUUUGUCAUAAUGGCAGAUUUAAUUACUGGUGCUUGGUCAAGUGAAAAUAUUCAACCAGCAUAUUUACUGACUCCAUGGGAUUCAAAAUGGCUUCAUCGAGACAAAUCAGGCAAACGGCAGGCGCAAGGGGAUAAUUUUGUACUGAAUGGGCAAGUGUAUCCAGAGUCAUAUGAACAUAAUUCAAUUGCUUUAGACAAACAAGCAGCUCUACAAUCAUUAUUGCAACAGAUAUACCAAGCAGAAAAUACUGUCAAAAUGGAAAUGAAUGAAGUUGUGAAAGCACAGCAAGAAGCUUUAGAAGCUUCACAAGCUUUAGAAAAAGCGACUGACGAUGUAAGGACGCUGAGCAUGGAAUUGCAGAAUGCCCAGGAAGCUGCUGCACAAGCUGCCCUGCGAGCUCACACUACGCAGCUUCAGCUCACAGCACACGACCAACUAAUGUUAACGGCAAAACAACGUGCCGACGCACUUUCUUCGGAGAUGGUGUUGGUUCAAGCUAAUCUGGCACCAACGCAAGAUCUUUUUCCUGUCAACUCCAGUGAUUUCCAACAGGACGAUCCCAUAGCAUAUCAGAGUUUACCAUCACAAGGCGCUUUAAGAAACCAGAACUUUUGGCCAAUGAAUGAAGCCAAAUAUUUACUAGCAGUACCAAAUAUGGAUGUUUCUAAACUGAAUAAUAGACAGAAUGGCAUUAUCUAAAAAUAGAUUCUUUAA